Messenger RNA from Paecilomyces variotii, 3047 nucleotides. Its product is annotated as fungal-specific transcription factor domain-containing protein. The record is from RefSeq and is a predicted model, not a curated record. The coding region runs from base 140 to 2818 and encodes 892 amino acids. The transcript has 3 exons. Lineage: Eukaryota; Fungi; Ascomycota; Eurotiomycetes; Eurotiales; Thermoascaceae. Gene Ontology annotation, molecular function: DNA binding; zinc ion binding; DNA-binding transcription factor activity, RNA polymerase II-specific. Gene Ontology annotation, biological process: DNA-templated transcription; regulation of DNA-templated transcription.
CAUCUCGCGCACUGACCUCUUUUUGACGUCUGGACUCGUCAAUCGAGGCAUAGCAGCCAUCCUGGAUCUCUUGUCUUUUCUCUUCCACGAGAUGAGCCAGGUCGGUGGGCGAUAAGGGAAUUGAUUCAUCGCUGGCAGCAUGGGCGACUGGAAGCGACGACGACUGAGGCUGGAUGCUGAAUAUGCAUCGCCGGGCCCCGCGGGAAGAGCCUCUUCAGCAGAUUCAAACGAUACGGCGCUCACUGCGACACAUCCGCAACCUGAUGAGAGACAUCGUUCCAGCACGACGCCUGCGGAGCGAACGGAUCGUACCGGCCGUGCCUCGUCGAUCCCCGAACGCGCAGACCUCCCGUCCCCGAAGACGCCGCAGUCGGCCAUGAACGCAGAAGAUGCCUCGUCUCAGUCGAAACCUUCUGGCCGGAGACGAGUUGCGCGAGCCUGUGAGCCGUGCCGGGAGCAAAAGGUCAAGUGCGGCGGACAACAACCAGCAUGCGAACGCUGUCAGGGAUACGGGGUAGCUUGCUAUUAUAGCGAGGGGAAAAGGGAACGGGUGGCCAAGGAGUUAGAGCAGCUCUCCAAUCAGGUCCGCAAUUAUGAAGCCUUGUUGCGGCAGCUUCAAUACCGGGUGGACGAACAAGAUGCACGACUCAUCGAGAGGGCUCUGCCCAACGUGCGCUCGACGCACCGUGUGCCCCUUCCAACCCCCUCUAAUCCACUUCAGCAGUAUCACCCGGCUGAUCGAGUGAUGAUGUCUACGGAGGCAACGGCGUCGCCAUCAGGCACCGAAGCUCUGAUCAACGACGCAACGGGAAGAAUGGGACACAAUUCAGCAAAGACGUUUCAGGUGGUCGACUAUACAGACGAGGACUUCAAUCGAAAUAAGAAAGCCCAGGCGACUGGAUUCGUAGGGACAUAUUCGGAUACUUCGUGGAUGCAGAAGUUGAAGAGGGAUAUCCAUGAGGAAUCGAACUCGACCGUCCCUGUGUCGUCACAGAUCCCCAGUGGUGCUAACGACGAAAACUACUCGGUGGCAUCCGUCAGUUAUUUCCUGGACGACAUCGAAUUGUCGGUAGCUGGAGAUAUCGACCCAUACCAGUUGCCUUCGCAGGCAGUAGCCGACAAGCUGUUGAACUCUUACUUCAACGUCGUCCAUCCCACGUUCCCUAUCGUGGGCAAAGUCACAUUCAUGCACCAAUACCGAUUAUUCUACAGCAAGCCUUCUGUCAGACCGGGGAACAAGUGGCUGGCCAUCUUGAACCUAAUAUUCGCGCUGGCUGCGAAAUAUACGACCCUCGUUGAAGAAACAUUCAGAGGCCCCGACAGUGAUCACUUCGUAUAUUUCACGCGUGCGUGCCAGCUGAGUAUCAAUAAGGCGCCACUUUUAGCUCACCCGGAUCUGCAGCAAGUGCAGGUGGAAGGCCUUAUGUCCUUUUACUUCUUGACAAUUGGUCAGGUCAACAGAUCGUGGAGAAUCUGCGGUGGUGCUGUCCGUUCGGCGGUGGCUAUGGGCAUCAACCUGCGAAGCGAAAGUAAAGUAAUAUCGAGUACAUCCAAGGAGAUUCGAUAUCGGGUCUGGUGGGCCUUGUACACGCUGGAGCAUUUACUUUGCAUCAUGACGGGUCGUCCCAUCAGCUACGCGGAGAAGUCGUGUACAACACCGCUUCCCGUUCCAUUUGAGGAAGAGGACUUCCAAGAUCCCUAUGUGGCUGGCGUUCUGUCAAAUCACCAACUGCGCAGGCAGUGCCUGGACGAUGUUCUCGCUGCUCCUCCGAAGCCUUCUCUCUCCACUACGCCAACGACUCCCAGGAAUUCAUGGAGGGAAGCUGUGGUUAUCCAUGGACCGUACCAGCAGGCUGCUGCUAGAGUCCCGAGGAUGAUCACUCCCAACGUAUCACUAUAUUUUGUCUUCUUCAUCGAGUUAACCUUGAUCAUGCGAAAUGCCAUCGACACAUUGUAUUCUCCUGGAGCCGCCCAGCGACCGUGGGUUGAAGUGGAAGGUUCCAUCCUGGGGCUAAGUGAGCAGAUCGAGACCUGGUUCGAGAAACUGCCAGAAGUGUUUCGGUUCAAGGAGCCUCAUAAGGACGAUAGGUUUGUAAGACAACGAGCAAGUUUGGCCUUUCGGUAUUACAGCACCCGCUUAACCAUCAGCCGUCCUUGCUUGCGUCGGCUUGACCGACAACCUAGCAAUGACCGAGAGUCUAGCCGGCCGGUGGAUAGUACGGCCACGCUGGGGAUCAAUUCGGCCUGCCAGAUGCUAGCCCUGUUGCCCGACGAGCCCGAUGUCAUCUGGCUCAAUCGCAUAUCCCCUUGGUGGUGUGUGUUGCAUUAUCUGAUGCAGUCAACCGCCGUGCUGCUGAUCGAGAUUGCCUAUAGGGCACAGCAUAACCCUCAUGGAGUCUUGCCAAUAUUUGAACAAGCCAAAAAGGCGGUCCGCUGGCUUCAUCGCAUGUCGUCAGGAAGUGUGGAUUCACAACGUGCUUGGAAUCUCUGCGAUGAUAUUAUCCGUCGCCUGGCUAGAAAACUCUCUCUCGACAUCGCUGAUUUGCCCACUACUCGUCUAACGGUGGAGACUAACAAGAUUCCAACACAUCCGACGGUGCUGUCUACACCGUCUAUGGAUGAUCAUACAGGGCAUCAACCCGCUCCUGAUGCCUCAGCAUCACAUGCGCCAAAGAAUAUCAUGGUGCAUCCGUCCGUGCUUACAGAAUACGACCAGUACUUGACUUACGACAUGGCGCUAGAUGAUCUUCUGGGUUCUCCACUCCUUUCUCCUGGGAAUGCAUGCUUCAGUCUUAGUGACAUUGAUACUGAUUACUAAUGGUUCUUCAUGAUCUCGGUGUUCGGAGUUUUACCAAGAAGUUGUAGUAUUUGCAGCGGGCGGUGGUCCCAUCUGUUCAUGUCCAUGAUGAGUAUCGAUAUUUAACCUUUUUUUUUUGUGCAAACUUUCCAAGCUGGGUCGUUAGGAUGAGUUGUCGCUUAUUGGACCCGGCUCAAAAUCAUUUUUAUACAUUGUACAUAUACCCAAUUUGUAGAUGACAAUGAGGUCC